Messenger RNA from Hylaeus volcanicus, 3930 nucleotides. RefSeq lists its product as uncharacterized. The transcript has 2 exons. The coding region runs from base 176 to 478 and encodes 100 amino acids. The record is from RefSeq and is a predicted model, not a curated record. Lineage: Eukaryota; Metazoa; Arthropoda; Insecta; Hymenoptera; Colletidae.
UCGUCGCGUGACGCCGAGCCGUGCGCAUCGAUCCGAGCGGUACACACACGGCGAGCAUUCGCGCCCCCGAACGAAAAUCAAUCCCGUCACCGCGUUGAAUUUUCUUGGCAGUCGAGAGCCAGCUCUCGCAUCGGUGAUUCCGAACGUCGUAAAACCGUCCAAGUUCCUUGGCGAUAUGUUGAGGAAAUUGCUGAGCAAGUCGGGCCGCAGAUUGCUGAGGGCAAUCAAGAAGCUGUCGACGAGGAGCCACAAGGCGAAGAAGUCACGGAACUUGACCUCCUGGCACUCGGCCAUACCGGACCACGAGACGACGUCGUUGUCGUCGUGGUCCUUGCCGUCCCUGGACACGAAAAGUAUCGACACUUACAUGACGUACGUCGCGGAGAAUUCCGAGGACUGCUCGUCGACGUGUUGCUACUGCGACGAGUACGAGGAGAAUCAGAGGAACGAGAACAUCGAGAACGAGAUGAUAAUCUAACGCAUGCAGAUUUCCCCGAGCCGAGCGUCCGUUCGAUCGCGCGAGUGAUUAACGAACAGAGACGCGGGAACGAGGUUGGAGCCCGAAGAUCGCGCGAGGGUAACGUUUUAGAAAUCCUCUGAAAUCCGUUCCAUAGAAUAUUUAUAAAUUCCAAUUAUUUUUCGAACCGUGUUUUAACGAAAAUUGGACCACAUUGGAGUACGCGUGCGACUGAGUUUUUGAAUAUUUUCGACGGAGUACUUUUGUUCCCCGCUUAUAUGUAUGUAACGGUUCGCGUCUAUUGGGUGCUCCCCCCUUUUUUUUAUAGACAUCAAUGUAUUCGACGAGGAUGCUACCGGUGGAUUAGUGAAAUUCUUACGAGGAAAACGAGUCCAAACACGACCACAUUCGUGUUGUUUUUAUGAACAACUUUCGAAGUUUGAUUAAAAAUGCUUGGGAUCGUUUUCAUCGUGAGAACAUCAUCAAUCCAUAAGAAAUACUCUCGCAAAUGUAUGACAAUGACAUAAAUAUUUCUUAACAAAAGCAAUUCUAUCCACCGAGCAGACGAAAAAGAUUCACAUGCGAACGAUAAGUUGCAUGUACGCGGGGAGUACUCUAACCUUUAAACGCGUCCGUAAAAACUGCACGACAUUCGGAUAGUAAUGCUUUCUCGAUCCAACGUCGUUCGAGAUAUCACGCGCAAUGAUUCGUUUUCGCAACGCAAAAUACUCGGGUAAACAUCGAAAGAGGGAAACAUUGCUCGAUGGCAAUCGGUCUUCCGGUGAACGAUUAGCUCGUAAGUAUUUAUUUUGAUCUCAUUUUAGCCAGGUACUAGCGUCUACUUUUUAAGCUUGAUCGUACCAAGUGUCUGUCCAUAGGUAUGCCGUUUAUUCGCGCGGCGAAACAAAACGCGUCGCUUCGGAACGAUAUUUCUUCUCUUCGCCUAGCGAUUAGCUCUCGCACGCGACGCGUAGUACAAACAGUACCUAUAUAAUCUAUCGACCGUGCAAUUCUAGGGUUCUCUUUGUCGAUCGUCACUUAAGAAAGUAGUCGUGCGAAACUAUAUCGGGUCUACUAGAUAGGGUCGUGUUUUAUCCGUCGAAUUCUGAUACAAUAAAAUAUAUACAGGGUGUCCCAAAAAUGUUGUAACACCUUGAAAGGAGUGGUUCGGGAAGUGAUUUGAAACAACUUUUUCCUUAGCGAAAAUGUUGUCUGCAGCUUCGUUGAGGAGAUAUUAACGGAAAACACUGACCAAUCAGAGCGCGAGUAUACCGUUGGAGCAGCCAUGGCAGUGAAGGUUACGCGCUAGGUAGCCGCGCUCCCCGACCAAUCAGAGCGCGAGUAUGCUGGUGGAGCGCCAGCGGUAGCGUAUGAGCGCGGCCGCGUAGCACGUAGCCUUCGCUACCGCGGCCGCUCCAACGGUAUCCGCGCGCUCUGAUUGGUCAGUGUUUUCCGUUAAUAUCUCCUCAACGAAGCUGCAGACAACAUUUUCGCUAAGGAAAAAGUUGUUUCAAAUCACUUCCCGAACCACCCCUUUCAAGGUGUUAUAACAUUUUUGGGACACCCUGUAUACAUAUAUAUAUGUAUACAAAGUUAAAUUAAAGUUAGAUCAAAUCAAAUGAAAUCUAAUGAAAGGUAGAUCAGGGAAGUGGAAGGUAGAUUACAAGGUAAUGGAAUUUGAAAGAAAUGCAUGGAGAUACAAGACAGACGACGAUUAAAUGAAAUUUACACGUUCACGCCGACGCUGUUUGCGUUUCUUGCCACGGGGCGGCGCGCUGAUACACGCGAGCGUGAACCACCAACUACCGGUGGUACACGCCGUCCGAUGGGACAUAACCAUUUAGGUGCUCUUAGGCAUCUGUUUAUCUGGACGGCAGCGAUCAACGCGAAUUACUUGUAACUGUAAGCCACUUGUGGGACACAUCGGCGCGAACGUGUUAAAGGAAAUGCAAGAAAAUCGAAGGAAAAUGGUGACACCGGAGAACCAGUGAAUUUGGAACUGUGUCUCUAGAUGGUUGAGACGUUUUCACUUUGUAUAUAUACAUAUAUAUAAGGGAUGAUACACUGUCGCUACUUUACGAAAAUACGGUCAGCGUAAGAAGUAUUCGUACCAGCAAUCGAUUUAAAAUAAAAUUAAUAAGAAAAGAAAUACAUAAGAGGUUAACAUUAAAAAUAAUAAACUCUAAUGGACGCAAAUUCUACUCUAAAAGUAUGUAGGAACGAUGGUUAAUUAUUUCUUCCCAUAAAAUUUAUUAAUAAAAUAAAUAUAUCCAGUUUUAUUUCGAAUUGGUUCCUGUACGAAUACUUCUUACACUGACUAUAAAUGUCUCGCCUUUUCGGGGGUUGUUACUCGUCGAUAGUUAACGAACCGUAGCACGUCCAACGAUGAGACUUUCGAACGUUAUUGGUGUGAUAGGCGGCGUAGGUUAGUCUCGAAUAUCGGUUUUCAUCGUCGAUAUCUAGGGAUUUUAGAACAGCGAGGCCGGAAAAUUGUUGGGGUAUCGGUAAUCGUGGGUGCAUGAAGACUGUAUAAGGAGAUCCAACUCCCUAAGAAAGUUACUAGAAAACUGUUAUCAAAAUCCCGAACUUGAAGUUACGGAUAUUUCGUCCACUCGCGGCGCAAGUGGUAGAAAUAUUCAUAACUUCAAGCUCGGGAUUUCGAUAACACUUGUACACUACACACCUUAUACAGUCUUCAUGCGUGGGUGUUACAAUCUCUCGUUAGUUCGUGAAACCAGUGAUGGGCAAAACCCUAGGUUUCGAAUAAACCUGAAGUUUGCCGAUAAGUUUGUCUCGUUUCCUCUUUUCAACAUUUUUCAGAGAAACGAGACAAACAUAUCGUCAAACUUUCACGGUGAAACGAAUGGUUGACGUGGUCGUUCCGCGUACAUUGAAAAACGUAGCAUGCGUUUUAUUCGAACAGAGAUGGACGAAGGGACAGAAAAAUUUGUAUCUAUUAUUUGUCAGUUUACGAAAAUCUAGUACACUAGAAGUACCCUUGCUCUAAUUUAUAUUUAAAUGAUUAUCGUACGCGAACGAUGUCCAUCUCUGCUUUCCUAUUACAACGGCACAAUCGAUGUUAGAGUAGUAACGGUAACAGGUAUCAAGAAACGAAAGACUCUACGCAAUAAAAUACUUUUUCUAUACCGGCGUCUUGUUUGCACUUUUGCUCAAAGAGCGUCUCGCCGCGCUACGCGACGAAAAUUUUUGUAUAUUUUCCGCAGAUCUGUCCUCGUCAGCGAGACACGCCCGGUGAUUAUAAUUUCGAUCACAUCGGAGACUUGGUAUGUAAAUAAAAAAGAGAAUGUAUAUAAGUGUAUAUGAGUGCGGAUUGUACAUAGAUGUAUAAUGGAUGCGUCUCGAUAUAUUUUAUCGUAAGUAUGUUCGACGAGGCUGUGACUUUCUAAUGGAUGUGAAUGUCAUAAAUAAAAUAGUUUUAUCGACGAUUUGUGCGUUUCUAUGACCCGUGUCGC